AUUUGCUGCCCCUCCAGUCUCCGGUCGGGCAGACCCCUUUUCGAGUCGCUCGCACCACACAACUCAAGGCACGGCACCAUUCAAGACAUCUCACACAAUGGACCAACGCGGCGCGCCUGAGUUCAUUCUUGAAGCCUUUGCAGACCCCAGCUCGGUGCGCGAUGUCGUCCGCGGUAUCCUACAUACCAUUUUCUUCCUCCGCUACUUCUCCGCCGUCCUCCCGCAAACCCGCGACGUCCUUGGGCUCGAGCUGCCCUACGUCCCCGAAGCCGAGAUCGAGACCCUCAUCGACCAGCGCGUGGCCGCCCUCGUGCGCCAGCUCGAAGCUGAGCGCCACCAAUCUCACACUUUGCCCGAGAGCCGCGGCGGCUUUGGACUUGGCCUGCUAGUAGGCGGAGGAGGAGGAGGAGGAGGAGGAGGAGGGGCCCCUCUCUCUAGCGGCGGCGGCGGCGGCCGGGGUCAGAUCACGAUUCAAUUUCUCGAAAAGCGCCGGCGCAAGACAUGGUACGCCAUGCGCGGCGAUGACGAGGUGCCCUGGGAGAGCUGGACGGUCAAAGUGACAGUGGCCGACCCGCGAACAGAAGGGGAACGAGCCAAGGUCCGCCGAGCGUCCGAGACGACCCUGCACAACACAAUCAUGAAGACCGUCACCCUCGCCAACGCGCACAAGGACCAUAUCCCCCCCAUCACCACCUCCGACUCGAACCCGUUCCCCUACCAGAUCCACGUCGGUGGCGUGCAGAGCAGCAGCCACCAGCAGCGCUCGCAGCAGCAGCAGCAGCAGCAGCAACAACAUCAACAACAAUUACAACACCGCCAACAGCAGCAGAAGAAGGGAGCCGCCGUUGCGGGGUGGGCUACGCGCAUGGGCAUCUAUUAGGCGGGGAUUCUCCGGCGCGCGGCUGAGCCGGUGGGUGUGCGUCAG
This is a messenger RNA of Thermothelomyces thermophilus ATCC 42464, 925 nucleotides long. RefSeq lists its product as uncharacterized. Gene Ontology annotation, cellular component: phagophore assembly site. The record is from RefSeq and is a predicted model, not a curated record. NCBI's taxonomy places the organism in Eukaryota, Fungi, Ascomycota, Sordariomycetes, Sordariales, Chaetomiaceae. The transcript has 3 exons. Gene Ontology annotation, biological process: autophagy; autophagosome assembly. Bases 98 to 880 code for a protein of 260 amino acids.